GGACACUUCCGUUGAAAAGUGCGCGUUUGUGAGGUGCACAAUUGGGUGUUAUAAAAGAAAAUUUUAUUAAAAAUAAGGAAAUAUAACAUUUUGUGUUAAAAAUUUGUUUUAUAAAUAUUGCCCAACGACUUACUGUGCAUUUAAACACCGAAUUCAUGAAAAUUUGUUGGCAGAAUUAGUAUAUUGGAAGCAUUUAAAAAUAUCCCGAAGUGAUUUUUCACUUCUCUUAUUUUGCCUUUUGCUUUAGUUCGAAAUUUUCUGUGUUCACUUUGUUCUGAGCUUUCGCGUUUUUUGUUUAUUCAUUUAACGCUAGUGCAUUUCGACAAUACUACCGGCGAUGAUAGCAAAAACAUGAAUAUUAACACCUGAAGAACUUUGGAUACAAGUUGACGAUUUAUUUCAAUGUCUAGUUCAGUGUUUAUUGAGAGUUGUACCAAAGCCUUCAAAGGCGGUAUAAGAUCUGAAAAUGAUGUUGCGAUUUCAGGUUCUCCCGAUUCGAAUUUGGUGGUGGUAUAUGGUAAAAAUGGAGUCAAUUUUGAUAAACGUGGCAUAGAAAAUCUGAUUGAGGAAAAAACUUUGUCCUCUAUAAGUGUUAUUCGAUUGGGCUCCCCAACGCCUAGUAUGUUGGAUGAAGAAGAAGAGGCUGAAAAAGCAGAAGAACUUUUACGUAGGCAAGCUGAAGGAUUAUCUGACAAUGAAUCAAGUAAAACUAGCAAUAAUGGCUCAAGUGUAGAGGGCGGAGAAUAUUCUGAAAGUGAAGAUGUGCCUACGGCCGAUGAUGAAAAGAGUGAUGCUGAUGGUGAAAAUUCUGCAGACAAUGGUAAAUUGGAACACCACAAAAAGAAACAAAAAAAUAGGCGAAAGAUUCGCAGUACUACUAAAACACAAAAUAUUCGAAGCAAAAAACACAAGGAACGCCCAGAUAUUAUUGGUCUCACCGUGGAACAGUUUUAUCCGGGAAUAUCUGCAAAAGAAGUUGUCAAAGAAGCUCUAAAACUCGCAGGUGUGUCAACAUUUAAGAAAACGGCUGAUUAUGAAUUCCAAAUGUAUGUUAUUAAGAACGAUCACUGCUACACUCCAUUUACUUCGCCUGCACAAAUGAAGGCAAAACUUGCCGAAAAGUAUAAAGCAGAAAAGCUUGCAGGACGUAGAAUCAUUCCACAUACCGCCGUAACUAUGAAGCAAUUACAAUUGAAAAAGAAAGUCAUGGAUGGUUCCAAUGAUCAUUUAGAUCAAUCUUCAUUAAAUUUGAAUAAAGAUCAACAUAUGCAAAUGUUAAAUAAGUCUGUUAAGUUUCAUAAACAGGCUGAGAGAGAUGAACUACUUGAUGGCGAAACCGACAUACAUAGUUCAACGGCGGAAUCUGACUUUGAUGUACUUAGCGAGGAAUCUGGGGAUACUGAUAAUGAUCGUGACAGUGAUUUGGACUUUAAUGUUAACAACAGAAAAGGUCGAAAGAAAAAAGAUCUUGUUACGAAAGCAAAAAGACUGUCUGCUGGUAAAGUAUGUGUCAAACGUAUUAUUACAUCGCAAGAUGACGGCGAUGAACAGCGCAAUAAGAGCUCACGACCAAUGACCAAUAAUUUGAUUAAUCGUGCAACUAAAAUUGGACCCAUUACCAAACCAGGAGGUUGUGCUCCAAUAGCUGUGCAGAAAUUACUUUCAGAUGCUGUUGCUGCAUUACCUCCUAUUCCAAAGAGGCCUGCCGCCGUACAAUUGGAAGAAAAAGUGAUGCCUACGACGAGUCGAGCACAAACUAUACCUAGUGCUAUACGUAGAGGUCCUACAAUUGAGAUACAACAUGGCAUACAAAAAACUCCAAUCGGUCGUACUCAUUUGCAAGCAUCUCCACAGUCUGUAAAAGAGAUCGUUAUCAAUAAGGUUAUGGCUAGUCCCAAAGGAGGUUUUACCGAAUUGGGAGAAUUGUUAUCUCAGACAGAGGCAAAACCCGCGAGGAUAACGCCGAUUACACCAACUAGCAGCAAUAAAGCUCCAAUAAAACCAGUGAAAAUACCAUCCCCUUCAAAAGGUUUUAUGCCUCUGGGUAUUGAAACUGCUGCCAAAAAUAAACUGCCCAGCCAAAUUUCAAUUCAAACUCAUCAAAGUUCUUCAGAACUUGCAAAGAGUAGAAUUACCAUGGAAUCACUGCCACCUGUUCAACAGAAUGUUACACCACGGCACGAAUCUGCAACGCAAUAUACUGAAAAGGAACCAAGUUCAUCUGAGUUAGCGUCUGAGCAUUUUGAUCUCAUCGAUUCUAUUGUAAACGACGAAAUGCAAAAGAGUUCUUUGAUGGAAGUGACCUCGAAAUCAAAUGAAAAUAUACCAAAACUUGUAAAAAUGUUAGAGAAUGCCGAACAAUCAUUGGAAUCAAAUGCCACAAACUCCCAAAUAGACAACAAUCUGUCUAAUUUCGCUUCAACUGCAGAUGGACAUGUAGACGAUAUUGACAUCUCUAACGCACCACUUUUAGAAUCGCCUGACGGCGUCGACAUACCGGAAGAUUUACUUCAACAUGUUGUAGAUCUCAUAGAAGAUGAAGAAACCUUGCAAGAAGCUGUUGAAAAGCAAGUUUUUGGUGGAGAUCACAACGAAGAAGACACUGGUAUUGAUACAGCUGAAGCAGCUAAGACAGUGCCCACGACAACAGGAACACUUCAGCUAACAACUACACAUAUAUCGACUAUGCCGGAACCGAAUCAGGGGAAGAGCAUUAUUGAAAUGGCCAUAUCUAACGUAGCCUCAACUUCGAUUGGAAUAAGUGGUACAGGCGUUGACAUGCCUGUCUUCGUGACCAAUGUACCAACUACUCAGCCAAUGCCGUCACCAACUAUUCGUAAGGAACCAAUAAAAAUUGUACGUGGAAACGGUCGUGUCAUCACUUUGCCGCCAAUUGAAGCGCCGACAACGCGUGCAAAGCGUAGAGCGCAAAAUCAACCCGCAUCAUCUGCAUCUUCCAGUACAAUAUUUAAUGAAUCAUCUCUAGAUAGUUCGCUGCAAUCGAAUUCCUCGUUUACUACGAUUGAACAUGUACCUCCUCCUUCGAGUUCGGUUGAUAAGAAAAACGAGGUUGCCAGCAAAAGACGAGUUUCCAAAGAGUUGGCAACUGGCGGAAACAAUACCAGCAAAGCCAAAAAAGCUGGAACUUCAACAAAGAAAAGUACAGCAGCCAAAAAUGUUGCCAAUAAAUCUGGAGCAGAAGAGGAGGCUUCCGGUUCUCAAGAGGACGACGACGAUCCCAAUAGGCUUUGGUGUAUAUGUCGACAGCCGCAUAAUAACAGGUUUAUGAUUUGCUGUGAUGUCUGCGAAGACUGGUUCCAUGGCACGUGUGUCAGCAUCACGAAAGCAAUGGGAAUAGAAAUGGAACAGAAAGGCAUUGAUUGGACUUGUCCGAAAUGUGUGAAACUACAAGAGGAAAAGAAGCAAAGGAAAAUUACUGACAUGCUCAUUCCAAGGAAAAUUAAUGCGGAGGUCGCAAUUCCAAAACAGGAGCAUAAUGAAAUCACCACCAAAGAAGAUACAACAUCUGUCAAUAAUUUAGACACAAGCGUUACAGAUUCAUCAUUUGAGAAUUUGUUGGACAUAACACAAACAUCAGAUACCCAGAAAUUGCAAAUGGAGGAUGUAACGCCAAUGAAAACAACAUUAAAGAAAGUAACAAAAACAACUGCAAACGCAAUGAAAAAGAAGCCAACGACUUUGAAUGUAAGACCAAAGGAGGUGAACACUCCCGUUGCACAAACAAAGCGUCGACUACCAGUUUCGCAGCAGCCGUUCAAACAUCAAGUGGAAUCCGCGAAAUCACCCUUAGUAGUGCACUCUGCAAAUAGCGCUCAGCAAAUGUUCAAAGAGCUACAAAAGCCAAUUCAAGUCGAAACAAUUUCAACUGAGCCACAAACAUUCUGCAUUGUCUGCAAGAAAGUAGCACGACCGAAUUCCAUAUAUUGCAGUGAUGAUUGCAUUCGAAAGCAUGCUCAGAAUGCUCUUAACAUGUUUGCAGCCGUUUCAUCAGCUAAAUCCCCAGAGCCGACCGUCCCUGCCAACACUAUUGAAGAUGCUGCCCUAAAGAAGAAGAAGUCGAAAGGUCUGUUUGAGGACAUUCUCUCCAUGGCCGACAGGAAGCCGAAAAUUGAACGGGUGCAUGUGAUUGAGCGGAAGAGUGGUCGUGUCUUAACUGGAAGCAAUGCACCUACAACUCAUAAUCUGAAGAAAUGGCUGCAAGAUAACCAAACAUUUGAGGUAGUGCAGCCGGGAAGCUUUCAAGCUCAAGAAAUUGAGAAAAAACAGAAACAACGUCAAACACAAUCACAAUCCCCGAUAGUUAUCACCACCGUUAGUAAACAUAUCACACAUGCGCCGGUAAGCACACAUAUGCAAAUAACUCAGACUCCACAUGGUAUAAGUACAGUCGUGGUUAAAGCGUCCACAUCGCAAAAAGAAGCUGAGUUGAAUGUACAAGGGCAAAAGCCGGUGAAGCAAUUGAUUGAACAAGUCGUGAAAGCUGGACCAAAUAGUCCCCGACCCGGCACGCCCAAGCAAUUGCAAAAGUACCCUCAACAAGUUUCUAUUAAACCUGAUAAGACGGUACGUAACGAUGCAAGAGACGAAGUAAAGGAUCGAAAGGAAAAAGCAAAACAACGACCAAUAGCUGAAACCCUCUCAAAGCGCCAUUCUGACAUUGCUCCAUCCGUCAGCACCAACUCUGAGCCAAUUCGUUUAAAUGUACGUCGUACUCUGAAAGAACAGUUGCUGCUGCGCAUGAAUGAAACAGGAACCGAAAGUGAUAAUUUCAGCGGCACUGGUGGUACGUUACCCAAAUUAAGUAUAGAGGAGAUAGAAAAAUUUGUCCAGGAAACCGAGGCGGAAAUGUACGAUUACUUCAGUCGAGAUACCGGCUCUCGUUAUAGAGCUAAAUAUCGAUCACUGAUGUUCAACAUUAAGGAUAGAAAGAAUCGUACGCUUUUUGCGAAGAUUUGUGCCAAUAAAAUACAGCCCAAACAAUUAGUUCGCAUGUCACCAGAGGAGUUAGCUAGUCAGGAGUUGGCGCAAUGGCGCGAGAAUGAAGCAAAGCAUCAGUUAGAAAUGAUAAAGAAAUCGGAGCUUGACUUGCUUUCUUGUGCUAAAAAUUACGUUUUGAAAACCCAUAAAGGGGAGGAAGUGAUUGAGGGCAAAUUGGAGGAUUGUGUAAAUUUGGACUCUAGCAUACCUGUUGAAGAUGUAGUGUCUGUAUUGAACAAAUCAGUUGUCAGCAGUAGCAGUGCUUCAGAUCUCGUUAAGUCUGAUUUCGAUCCGAACUCGUCUAUUGACUAUCAACAUAGCAGUGAAAUCCAAGGAACCAAAGGCAGCAGUCACUUGGAUGAGGAGAAGCAAAAAAGUCACUUUAAAGAAAAGGAUAGGGAGCGAGGCCGCGAAUGUGAAAGAGAUCGAAAUCGAGAUCACGGCCGUGAUCGUGAGCACACUCACACUCGCGCUCGUUCCCAUGAUAGCGAUCAUAGUAGGGAAAGACAACGAAAAAAUAAGGAUCGUCAUAGGGACAAGUCGAGAUCGCGUAAACGUAGUCGAAGUCACUCUCGCAGUCGCAGUCACAGCAGAGAGAAGCGACACAAAAGUUAUCAUAAAGAUGAAAAACGAGAGAAAGAGGAGCGUGAACGUGAACGUGAUAAGGAUAAAUACAAAGAAAAAGAACGUGAACGUGAUCGUGAUGCUCGCCAACAAAAAGAUGAAUACGAUAAUAAGUCGUUAGAGAAAGUUGCAAUGUCAAAUUCACCUAUAACAGUGAACUCGAAUAAGAGCAGUACCAUAAGUAGCAGUAAAGACAAGAGUAGUUCCAAAAAGACAAACACUCCGAAGUCAGUAGAAGUCUAUAGUUUAAUCGAUCAAAUACUAGAAUCCACAAAAACUGUUGAGGAGGCGGCAAACCUAAUAAGCGAAAAAGAAAAGUCAAAAGAGAAGGAUAAACACAAGAGAGAGGUUAUCAGACAAACCGCCACACCACCUUUGCCUACAUCAACGGCAAUUAAGUUUGCAACUGAACCCAAACAGUCAACGUCAAGUGGACACAUAAGCGAUGAUCAAGAGCCAAGUAGCACCGUAACCAUAGCGACACCACCACAAGAUCCAUACAUUCGUUAUACAGAUAUUGAUUCCCCAACAUUAAGUGGAAAUUUAACCUCCGCCGUACUUUGGAGCGGCAACAUUAAUAUGGUGGACGUCGCCUCUUUCCAGAUUGUGCUGCAACCGGUUAUAGGAAACUCCCUAAAUCUGGGCACCUUGCUACCUGAAGAAUUGGACGUCGUCGGGCGAAUAGGACCUGAAACUGUGUGGGAAUACAUUUCGAAAAUCAAACGAAGUCCGAACAAGGAAAUCGUUAUUAUUCGUUUAAUUCCUGGUUCAGAGAUGGAAACAGCUGCUUACACCGUGCUAUUUCAAUAUCUUGAAAAUAGAAAUCGAUUGGGCGUCAUCAAUAGCGUGUCACCACAAAUAAAGGACUUUUAUAUAUAUCCAUUGGGAGCAGGAAAGCCAAUGCCUCCAGUAUUAUUGCCAGCAGAAAAAGUUGAUUUUUAUGAAGAUCCAUACAGACCCGACAUCUUAGUAGGUGUAGUGGUUAGGAUUAUUGGUAAACGUCAUUCAGCAUUACCUAACAGUGGUCCAACUACUUUAACAUCAAAAUCACAUCGCCGCGGAGUUGACACGGACACUUUUACACCGCCUGGCAGUCCGAAAAGAAAACGCCGAAUGCAUGCAUCAACGCCGAAAGUUGACGAAAUUGACGUGGACGCUAUAAUAAAGGCACCGAUCAUUACAAAAUCGCAUAAAACAGGUUCUCUACCGCCAACGACUAUCACAGACGAUGAUGAUGAGCCGUACUCACCUGGUGGAAGUUCUGAUGAUGAUGCACUUAUAACACCUAAAAUGACGCCAAGAUCGGAUGAAGAUGACUUGAAACGUAAAAUGGACGAACUGAAUCGACAAAUUGCCGCACAAGAAAAGGAAAUUGCUGGUCUACUCAAUGUGGAGUCCUCGUGUUUUGCUUCCACUUCGGCUACUAAGACUUCGGCAGUUUUAGCAAAUAUAUCUAUACCCUCAAAUCUUUCUCAGAUAUUGGCCAGUAUAAAGAGCAAGCCAGACAGCAAUCAAACGCAUUUCUCCACAACCACACUACAGUCAAAAUCAACCUUGAUUCAAACUGGAAGAAAGAGUCAUAGUAACAUGCUUGACGAGGAGGAGUACAAUCCUGAGUUAGUUACAUUUGACACAAGUGCCAAGCCAGCGGAAAAACCUUCCAGUCGCUUAGCUCAGUUAAGCGAGGCGGAACUUUUGAGUAUGGUUCCUGAUGGAAUGAUAGAUACGCCACCGCCACAAAAGUCUCAUUCAUCACAUUAUGAGGAGCCUCCGCCACCCGGCGUCUAAAUUCUACGCCACAUUAAACUGUACAUUUACUAACGUAAUUAAUGCGUAUCUUACGCUUUGUUAUUAUUUAAUAUAAAUUCUUUAAAAUUUAUAAACUUAAGCAUUAGACUAUUUGCACUAGUUUAUGUAUUAAUCAUACAAGUACAUGAAAUUCAUCUGACAUUCAUUCGUGAAGUUUAGAAAUUUACACUACUCCUUAGAAUUUCUCAGCGGUUUUGAGUAAACAAAAAUCGGAAACAACAUUUGCUAGGCAAAAGUAAUACGAACGAGUCAAUGAAAAAAUGUGGUUGAAAUUAGACCUUAGGUCUUUAGUUUUCCGUACAGGGUUAUGCAUAUAUAUAUAUUUACUUUAUGGGAAUGUAGCUCGCGUGAAGUUUUUAAGUUACUAACUAUUUAGUAAUGCAAGUCGAAAGUUUACGUACUUCACAGGUCAGUGUACAAUGUGGAACAUGUAUUUUUAUAUAAUGUGUUCUCACAUUUACCGUAAUUAUAAUAUUCACUUAUAUUGUAUUAUAAAAAAAGUCUGCUUGUAAAAUAAAAAUAAGGCAGAAGCUACAAAUAUAA
Molecule: messenger RNA, 7974 nt
Organism: Zeugodacus cucurbitae (melon fly)
Lineage: Eukaryota; Metazoa; Arthropoda; Insecta; Diptera; Tephritidae
Gene: pps
Exons: 14
Coding region: 403-7410 (2335 amino acids)
Biological process (GO): DNA-templated transcription
Cellular component (GO): nucleus
Molecular function (GO): protein binding
Source: RefSeq, a predicted model, not a curated record